AAAGCAAAGCUUGUUCUGUAUUAAUUAAUGCGAAAUACCUGAGUAAUCAAGAACUGCUUUUACUUAAAGUCAAAUAACUCGAUUUGAGGCUAAAAACCCCAACUGGACAGACGACAAUCGUCAAUCGACAAUCAAGUUCGUUUGCCGUUAAAACUCAGCUCAAUUGACAAGUUGCUGUUGUUGUUUUAUUUGGUUUCGUUUUUGUGAGUUCGUUCAGUUGUGUGGAAAGCAUCAAACUGGCAGCACGUACAAUGUCCGCAGGUCGAGUCGUCGUCUAUGGUGGCAAGGGAGCAUUGGGCUCCGCUUGUGUUGAGCAUUUCAAAGCCAAAAACUUUUGGGUCGGCAGCAUUGAUUUGAGCGAAAAUGAGCAUGCCGACGUCAGUGUUGUUGUGCCUCGUGACGCCAGCUGGGAGGAUCAGGAAUCCUCGGUGAUUGGCAAAGUUGCUGAAUCUUUGGCGGGCAAUAAACUGGAUGCGGUUAUCUGCGUCGCCGGCGGCUGGGCAGGUGGCAAUGCCAAAAAAGACUUGGCCAAGAAUGCGGAUCUGAUGUGGCGUCAAAGUGUUUGGAGCUCGACUAUUUCAGCCGCAUUGGCUGCCCAGCAUCUUAAGGAUGGCGGCCUUUUGGCACUCACAGGUGCUAAGCCCGCCUUGGAAGGCACACCUGGCAUGAUAGGCUAUGGCAUGGCCAAGGCUGCAGUGCAUCAACUGACACGCUCACUGGCUGGCGAGAAUUCCGGAUUGCCCAAUGAUGCACUGGUCGUAUCCAUAUUGCCCGUCACCCUCGACACGCCCAUGAAUCGCAAAUGGAUGCCCAAAGCGGAUUUCGGCAGCUGGACGCCACUCACUGAAGUCGCUCAGCUCUUUAACAAGUGGACACAUAACGAGGAGCGUCCCAAAACUGGAUCCCUGCUGCAACUCAUUACCAAGAAUGGUGUGACCGAAUUAAUAGCAGCCGAAUAAAGAAUCAGCUAAAACUAUUGUUAUAAAUGCGCUCAAAUAAACAUACAGUAUGUCAAGUAAUUGUAUUGAUAAAGAAAA
Messenger RNA from Drosophila innubila, 1037 nucleotides. RefSeq names its product dihydropteridine reductase (gene Dhpr). The transcript is spliced from 4 exons. Lineage: Eukaryota; Metazoa; Arthropoda; Insecta; Diptera; Drosophilidae. Gene Ontology annotation, biological process: tetrahydrobiopterin biosynthetic process; L-phenylalanine catabolic process. Gene Ontology annotation, cellular component: cytoplasm. The record is from RefSeq and is a predicted model, not a curated record. Bases 252 to 959 code for a protein of 235 amino acids. Gene Ontology annotation, molecular function: 6,7-dihydropteridine reductase activity; NADH binding; NADPH binding.